Molecule: messenger RNA, 569 nt
Organism: Ilex paraguariensis (yerba mate)
Lineage: Eukaryota; Viridiplantae; Streptophyta; Magnoliopsida; Aquifoliales; Aquifoliaceae
Source: the annotation of a GenBank genome assembly
AUGGCAACGAUGAACAGGAUUAGUAGAAUCGCCGCCAUCACACGUGCAGUCGAAGGCUUCGUCACCGGCAAGCCCACUCCGCAGCGGCAUGUCCAGGUGGCUCUAUACAGUGUCAGCAGCAAUUUUAAUUCAUCUCCCAAGUCUCAUUGGUUCUCGUCUGAUAGGCUCACCGAUCACUUAGGGCACUCGAAUUGCGCCGCCGCUCAUGGAAUGGCCGGAACCAUGUUAUUCUCAGUCGCCGCCGCUCAAGAAGUCCACGCGAAAGAACCGCGGCAGUCUAAGGAGUUUAUGCCUAACGAGGUCGUUCUUUAUCAGUACGAAGCUUGCCCCUUCUGUAACAAGGUUAAAGCAUUCCUGGAUUACUAUGAUGUUCCCUACAAAGUGGUGGAGGUCAACCCCAUCAACAAAAAGGAAAUCAAGUGGUCGGAUUACAAGAAGGUGCCUAUAUUGAUGGUUGAUGGUGAAAAGAUGGUUGACUCAUCAGAUAUAGUUGAUAAAUUGUUCCAAAAAAUUCAUCCUGAGAUCCCCGUUGAUUCUGUCUCAAAUGAUGAAGGGAGGAAGUGGCGCGG